UAAAGGUAAAGGUGGAUUGAUGACUAAGACAACGUAUGAUUUGCUCGUGACUAGAGCCGGCGCCGGACAUCGCCGGAACGAGCCGACUGGUGACGAUGGGACCGCUGUCGCUCGUAAGCCUGCUUGCUACAUACAUCAUGAGUGCCGUUAAAUCCCUUGCUACUUGCCUCUUCUGUAAAAUCAUCAAAGGUGAAUUGCAGUCCUGCGCGGUGUUCAGGAUAUCCUCAUUACACGGCGACCUUCAGGCGAAAUCCCGAGUAUGAAGCUCGUGGAGACCGAGUUAUCGUCAGUCCUGACGCUAUGAGAAUCCUCCCUCGGUCUCAGAUCGCCUAGAUACUCGUUCUUGGACAUCGGCCCUCUCUCCAGGGGACAUGCUCUCGUCAUCCCCAAAUGCACGUCCCGUCGCCCGCGUCUCGUCGCGUUUCUGACACAGGCACCCGACAGACCACUCCCAUAAGAUGCACGAGCUUCCGGACGAGUACCUGGCCGAUGCCAUGCCGAUCGCGAAGAAGAUCGCACUUGCACAGGGCGCGGAGAACUACAACAUCUUGCAGAACAACGGACGACUAGCACACCAGGAAGUCGAUCAUGUUCAUUUCCACGUCAUUCCCAAACCCAAUGCCGAAGAGGGUCUCGUUGUCGGAUGGCCCGCACACCCAUUGCCGAUGAAGGAGCUCCAGAAGAUCCAUGAUGAGCUCUUGUCCAAGCUCUAAGCUCACAGGUAGUACAGAAAGUUUGUAUCAACAAUAGUUCAAAGCUCGCGUGGUGAACCAACGACAUGCGGCGGAUGCCUCUCAGAAGUCGAUCUUUUCGACAAUCUCUUCGCCUUUGCCUUGGAUAUCAGCUAAAGAAGCGUAGCCUGAGAGACCCAGAGUCGCGUCCAGAUCGGCAAGAGUGUGGAGGAUGACCUGCUCGAUUCCCGCCUGACCUGCGACGAUCCCUCCGUAGAGCCAAGGGCGGCCGACUGUAGCUGUGAGCACCCAGCGCUAGCUAUCGAACACCGACUCACGAAGGACCGCCUGGGCACCCAGAGCCACUGCCUUGAUGAUGUCUGAUCCAGUGCGGAUGCCGGAGUCAAAAAGAACAGUCAACGCGCCCGAAGUCUGAGCUUCCUUAACCUUCGGCGACUUCAUGAUCCGUUCCAACGCAUAGAGAGAUGGGAGGGCGCCGUCCACCUGACGUCCACC
Molecule: messenger RNA, 1187 nt
Organism: Mycena citricolor
Lineage: Eukaryota; Fungi; Basidiomycota; Agaricomycetes; Agaricales; Mycenaceae
Source: the annotation of a GenBank genome assembly